This is a messenger RNA of Myxozyma melibiosi, 708 nucleotides long. RefSeq names its product 60S ribosomal protein L39. The record is from RefSeq and is a predicted model, not a curated record. Gene Ontology annotation, molecular function: structural constituent of ribosome. The transcript has 3 exons. Gene Ontology annotation, cellular component: cytosolic large ribosomal subunit; ribosome. The coding region runs from base 63 to 218 and encodes 51 amino acids. Gene Ontology annotation, biological process: translation. NCBI's taxonomy places the organism in Eukaryota, Fungi, Ascomycota, Lipomycetes, Lipomycetales, Lipomycetaceae.
CUUUUGAUUUGGAUCUUCAUCAUCUGGCUCCGAUAUUCCAGUCGACUUUGAUCGUUAUCACAAUGCCGAGUCACAAAUCAUUCAGAACUAAGGUCAAGCUCGCCAAGGCCCAGAACCAGGACGGUCGUGUUCCCCAGUGGUUCAGACUGAAGACCAACAACACCAUCAGAUACAACACCAAGAGAAGACAGUGGCGCCGCAAGAAAUUGAACAUCUAAACGUCUCGAUUCACAUUUACGAUAUGUUUACGGUAUUCUAAAAAAGUCGGGAAUCAUUAUUGGUGUACGUUAUUGGUGGUUUCAUAAUCAAAAAUAAAAGAGUCAAUAUGGUGUUUGUCAGCAUAUAAUUAUCCACAUUCAAGGGACCGUGUAUGACGGUGGAUUCAUCUUUCAGAAUCAGGCUAGAAUUACGGACCGACGAAUAUCAUAAUUGUUAAAUAUAUUGAUUGCUAUCAUUUGGCAUCCUCUACUUAUACCUACCGUGGUCUAUGACCACUGAGUAUUAUCAUCUCUUAUCCCACAUAACACCACAUAAUACUAAAUAAUACCAAUCCUUACAGACUUCUAUUGACUGUCUUCAUCCUCAAUAACCUACAUCCAUUUGUAAUAUCGUCUUCUGACUGAUAAAAGCGCUGUUCUCAUAUUUUUCGUCCACAGGGCUUCUAAACCUUAAAUCACGUAGAGACGCGCACAAAUUUCUUAGUGCUUC